Molecule: messenger RNA, 1443 nt
Organism: Penicillium brevicompactum
Lineage: Eukaryota; Fungi; Ascomycota; Eurotiomycetes; Eurotiales; Aspergillaceae
Product: Zn(II)2Cys6 transcription factor
Exons: 3
Coding region: 1-1443 (480 amino acids)
Biological process (GO): positive regulation of transcription by RNA polymerase II
Cellular component (GO): nucleus
Molecular function (GO): transcription cis-regulatory region binding; DNA-binding transcription factor activity, RNA polymerase II-specific; zinc ion binding
Source: RefSeq, a predicted model, not a curated record
AUGUCAGAGGGCGAUAAAGCUUCGGUCUCAUGCUGGACAUGCCGCCGACGCCGCGUGAAAUGCGAUCGGCUCCUCCCCGCAUGCCAAAAAUGCUACAAAGCAGCACAACCCUGCCAAGGCUACACCGAGAAGCCCCUACGAUGGGUCAAUAGUGUAGCCAGCCGGGGUAAACUGAUGGGGAAAACCAUUCCAAAUAUCCCGCAGAGUCAAUCAAUUGCCCGGGUUCUCAUUGACCCUGUCUUCCAAGACCUCUCCCCCGCCAAGCGGGGCUAUAUAAGCUACUUUGAUCAACACUGCUCUGCAGAGAGUACAUUGUUUCAGAGCAUGCCCACAAAUCCAUUCAAGGAGUUUAUGCGUUUGAUCCCGACAAGUGCCGGGCUUCUCUAUACCAUAAUUUCAGUGGCGGCUUUGCAUAAAGCACAACGACAUGGAUCGCUAGACCUCGAGGCUCCUGUUCGGUCCACCGAGCUGACAUUAACGACAUCGCUGCCUUCGCCGGAGUUCUAUGAUGCGUUGGUCAAUAAACAGCAAGCAUUAUAUCAUCUCCGAAAGGAAUUCCAAGACCCCAACGUCUCCAACCAUGACGGACCAAUCGCUUCAAUUCUUAUGUUUGUCUGGCUUGAACUCAUGGAUUCCGGAAGAGACUCAUGGAAAUAUCAUCUCACUGCCCUGAGGCGCAUUGUCCAAGCAACUCUUGUUCCAACAAUGGAUCAGACGGGUGGCUUCACUUCAACCUUCUGGAGUAGCUGUCAGUACUUUGAAAUGAUCUUCGCCACCUAUGAAAUCCUGGGUUCAACAUUCGUUAAACCCUCCCAGCCUUACCAGCCAUUAUUCACAACAAUGUCAAUAAUGCAUAUUCUCAAGCUCUGCGAACACCAAACCUGGGUCGGAUGUCCAGCAGAACUUCUCUAUCUAAUAUCACUAGUCAACACGGUCCCCGAAAGCGACGAGCAAAGCCUUUCAUUAAAAUCACAUAUCGCAGGACAACUUCAAUCGUUCUCGCCUCACAGAUGGUCGAUCGCAGAUACGAAAGUCCCUCGUAUGAUUGAAAGGUAUCAUUUUGCCUGUGUUUACAAAGAAGCCAUUGCGAUCUACGUCUCGCAAGUGACGGCGCGAUGGACCGAAGAGCCCUUUUCGAAUCUUUAUACCCGGGACUCUCUUGAUUCGACUAUUCAACAUAUGAGCUCGAUAAGUACCGAUGACCCGUUCUUCAAGGCACUGGUCUGGCCGGCUUUUGUUAUUGGUGCUGAGGCUAGAAAUGAGAGUCAGAGGAAGGCUGUGUUGGAAGUUACUGGGCAUUUGUGGACGGCGUGGCGGGCUGGAAAUAUUCGCAAUGCUGUGCAUGUCUUGAAGCAGAUCUGGGCACGUGGGGAUAAAGAGGGGUGGUCAAUGCCGUGGAUUGAAUAUCUCUAUGAAUGGGGUGAGGAUUGGAUGUUUGUUUAG